Molecule: messenger RNA, 461 nt
Organism: Alternaria alternata
Lineage: Eukaryota; Fungi; Ascomycota; Dothideomycetes; Pleosporales; Pleosporaceae
Exons: 1
Coding region: 197-433 (78 amino acids)
Source: RefSeq, a predicted model, not a curated record
AUACUAACCGACUGGCUAGCUCACCAGCUGCCCAUUCGUCUACCUAUCUACGCGCCCUACUACUAAGCAGCCACAAGAUUGCUGUUUCGCACCUCCAGCCAUGUCAUCAAUUCCAUACAGCCAUCUCACCUCCCAAAAAAACUAGCAGUCAGGACGUGUCAUCUUGCUCUCCAGUGGAGCGACUUGGCAAAAGAUGAUGGCCUCGACUUGGAUUCAGGUUGCUGCCUGUCUCGCUUAUCGUGAGUUGUUCAUGGCUGAUUGGUUCGCGGUGUUUCUUGCGGGAAGUGCACGAUCGGUGUGGGGAGCGGGCGCAUGUAAGCUUACUUGCGCGGGGUUUUCAAGCGUUUCUGGGUCUGAGCAUGUACUGCAUGUUGUUCGAUAUGAUAUCGUUGAUUUGAAGGCUAUGCUUUGCUCGAAUAUGCUGUCGUCUUGAUUCUCAUGCCUGUGGGCAUGAUGAUGUG